AUGGUCCACUCGGCCUCCGUCUGUCCUCCAUCCAAACACCCGGCCCCAGCACCAGCCAAGUCCUCCAACAGCAUCAACAGCAUCAACAGCAUCAACACCAUCAACACCAUCAACACCAUCAACAGCAUCAACAGCAUCAACACCAUCAACACCAUCAACAGCCACUUCCCCAUCAAGUCCAAUACCAACAAGGUCACUCCUGUGAGCCUCUUCAUGGGUAUAGUCACACGAACACAACAGACUUAA
This is a messenger RNA of Knipowitschia caucasica, 246 nucleotides long. NCBI's taxonomy places the organism in Eukaryota, Metazoa, Chordata, Actinopteri, Gobiiformes, Gobiidae. The record is from the annotation of a GenBank genome assembly.